AUGGCCAGACGGGUUCGCAGCGGAUGUUGUAAUGCAUUGCAUCUCAAUGAAGACAACUCCCGGUUCUUACUGUUAGCACUCGUACUCAUAGUAUACAUGAUUUUGGGCGCAAUCCUCUUCCACCUCCUGGAAAGGGAUGUCGAGGAGAGGGCCCGACAGAAGUAUUGGAGAAUAUUUGACAAAUUCCGACACAAAUACCAGAAUCUGAUUAAUGAAAGUGAUUUGAAUGAACUUCUCUAUGAAUACGGAAACGCGACGGCCAGUGGUGUGAUUGGGCCCACACAGCGCUGGGAUAUAUCCGGAUCAUUUUAUUUUGUGGCUACUGUCGUCUCAACCAUAGGCUUUGGGAUGACAACUCCUAAAUCCAUUUCUGGCCGAAUGAUUGUCAUUAUAUAUGGAUUUUUUGGCUGUUCCGGAGGAAUAUUAUUCUUCAAUUUAUUUUUGGAGCGAAUUAUAACACUAUUGGCUUAUGUUAUGAGACGAUAUCACGAGAGACGCAUCCGAAGGGAUAAUCAAAGACGUGAUUCACUCUAUAAGAACAGAAGGGAGUCGUGUGUAUCGGUGGACGAGAGGUUGGACAGGAACUGGAAGCCAUCGGUGUAUUGGGUGAUGACAGUGUUGGCCACAUUCACGACACUCAUAGGCAUCUCUGCGUCGGCCGUGUACUCGAUGGUCGAGGACUGGGAUUACUUGGAUUGCAUUUACUUCUGUUUCGUCGCCUUUUCGACCAUUGGUUUCGGCGAUUUGGUUACCAAUCAGAAGGAUCCCAUAGGACACGACUCCUACCACUCCCUCGUCUACCGGAUCGCCAACUUUGUGUUCAUAGCAUUGGGCUGUUGUUGUAUUUAUAGCCUGUUUAACGUGACCUCUAUAGUAAUCAAACAAUUUCUGAAUUGUAUGAUAAAGAAGUUGAAUUUCAAGUGCCGGUGCCGUCGCGGCCACCGGACGCCAGUCAUGACACAAGUGACCAGAAGUCGGCGAAACGCGUUGACGCCAAACCAUCUGCGAAACUACUCCAACGCCACCCACAAGACGGUGACAGUGAAGGCCAGUAUCGCCGACACGAGUGACGCCGACUCGACGUAUGACUCGGACUCCGAGCGCCGCAACUCUAAUGAAAUGAUUUGUAUGAAGGAUGUGAUCAAAACCAAUGCGGUUUCGUUGGCUAUACUCCAGAAGGAGUUGUAUGAAUGCGCCCAAAGGGAAAGGAGUUACAGGAGUCCCGCCAUUCUCUUGCCCUCCAAAGCCAAUGACAAUGACUUCAAUGUGGGAGCUGUCGGUCCGCUCGCUAUUGUGUCCAAAAAGUUAGGCGAAGACGACAAUUGA
This is a messenger RNA of Oppiella nova, 1326 nucleotides long. The record is from the annotation of a GenBank genome assembly. NCBI's taxonomy places the organism in Eukaryota, Metazoa, Arthropoda, Arachnida, Sarcoptiformes, Oppiidae.